Molecule: messenger RNA, 5148 nt
Organism: Pipistrellus kuhlii (Kuhl's pipistrelle)
Lineage: Eukaryota; Metazoa; Chordata; Mammalia; Chiroptera; Vespertilionidae
Gene: INVS
Product: inversin
Exons: 17
Coding region: 435-3665 (1076 amino acids)
Biological process (GO): protein localization to ciliary inversin compartment
Cellular component (GO): ciliary inversin compartment
Molecular function (GO): protein binding
Source: RefSeq, a predicted model, not a curated record
GUUGGAAAAACUCCAAUCGCACCGCCUUGGCCCCUGCCUGAGACUCAUGGUCCUCCUGGCCCUGCCUGUGGCCUGAGCCUCCAUCCUUGGCCUCCCCGCCUGCUGCCUCUGCUUUCCGCGCUAAUUCCUGCUAAGUCGGAGCCACUUCUGGGGGCCUUAGUUGAAUAAGUAAACGACGCAUCCUUUGGGCUCGUAAAAGGAGAUGUGGGAUAGCAUGGGAAAGCACGUUGUAAACAGAAGCUCAAGCGUGAGAGUGCCGCUAACGUGCAUGACCGAUCGCUCCCCACAAAACAAUUAACGAAGCUCAUUAGCCGGUUGAGGAUCUUAACCUGGCCUCUGCUCUCCAGCCUCCUCUACAAACACCCAGCCGGGUCACCUGCCCCGAAUGGUAGCCAAACAAUCACGACUAAGUUUCUUCAGUUGCUGAGAAGACUAUGAACAGAUCAGAGAACUUGUUCUUUACUGGCUCCUCAUUAGCAUCCCAAGUUCAUGCUGCUGCUAUUAAUGGAGAUAAGGGUGCUCUUCACAGGCUCAUCAUAGGAAAUGCUGCCUUUAAAGACAAAGAAGAUCAAUUUGGGAGAACACCACUGAUGUACUGUGUGCUGGCUGACAGACUGGACUGUGCGGAUGUGCUCCUGAAGGCAGGAGCAGACGUUAAUAAAACGGACCAUAGCCAAAGAACAGCCCUCCAUCUUGCAGCUCAAAAGGGAAAUUAUCGUUUCAUGAAACUCUUACUCACACGUAGAGCGAAUUGGAUGCAGAAGGAUCUAGAAGAGAUGACUCCUCUGCAUUUGACCACCCGACACAAGAGCCCCAAGUGUUUAGCGCUUCUGCUGAAGUUUAUGGCACCAGGAGAGGUGGAUACACAGGAUAAAAACAAGCAAACAGCUCUGCAUUGGAGUGCCUAUUACAACAACCCUGAGCACGUGAAGCUGCUUAUCAAGCAUGAUUCCAACAUUGGGAUUCCCGACGUUGAAGGCAAGAUCCCGCUUCACUGGGCAGCCAACCACAAAGACCCAAGCGCUGUGCACACAGUGCGGUGCAUUCUGGAUGCUGCUCCAACGGAGUCUUUACUGAACUGGCAAGACUAUGAGGGGCGAACACCUCUUCACUUUGCAGUUGCUGAUGGGAACAUGACAGUGGUUGAUGUCUUGACCUCAUAUGAAAGCUGCAAUAUAACAUCUUAUGAUAACUUGUUUCGUACUCCACUUCACUGGGCAGCUCUACUAGGCCAUGCACAGAUUGUCCAUCUCCUUUUAGAAAGAAAUAAGUCUGGAACCAUCCCAUCCGACAGCCAAGGAGCAACACCCUUGCACUAUGCAGCUCAGAGUAACUUUGCUGAAACAGUUAAGGUCUUUUUAAAACAUCCUUCAGUAAAAGAUGACUCAGACCUCGAAGGAAGAACAUCCUUUAUGUGGGCUGCCGGGAAAGGCAGUGAUGAUGUCCUUAGGACUAUGCUGAGUUUAAAAUCUGACAUUGAUAUCAACAUGGCAGACAAAUAUGGAGGUACAGCUUUACAUGCUGCUGCCCUUUCUGGCCAUGUCAGCACUGUGAAGCUAUUAUUGGAAAAUAAUGCUCAAGUAGAUGCUACUGAUGUCAUGAAACAUACUCCACUUUUUCGAGCCUGUGAGAUGGGACACAAAGAUGUGAUUCAGACCCUUAUCAAAGGUGGAGCAAGGGUAGAUCUAGUUGACCAAGACGGACAUUCUCUUCUUCAUUGGGCAGCGCUGGGAGGAAAUGCCGAUGUUUGCCAGAUAUUGAUAGAAAAUAAGAUCAAUCCAAAUGUGCAAGAUUAUGCAGGCAGAACCCCUCUGCAGUGUGCUGCUUAUGGGGGAUACAUCAACUGCAUGGCGGUGCUCAUGGAGAAUAAUGCAGACCCCAACAUCCAAGACAAAGAGGGCAGAACAGCUUUGCACUGGUCCUGUAACAACGGAUACCUCGAUGCCAUUAAAUUACUACUAGACUUCGCUGCUUUCCCUAAUCAGAUGGAAAACAAUGAAGAGAGGUACACUCCCCUGGAUUACGCUUUGCUUGGUGAGCGCCACGAAGUGAUCCAGUUCAUGCUGGAGCGCGGCGCCCUGUCCAUCGCGGCCAUCCAGGACAUCGCUGCCUUCAAAAUCCAAGCUGUGUACAAAGGCUACAAGGUCAGGAAAGCUUUCCGAGACCGCAAGAACCUCCUCAUGAAGCAUGAGCAGCUGAGGAAAGAUGCUGCUGCCAAGAAGCGAGAGGAAGAAAACAAGCGAAGAGAGUCAGAACAGCAGAAGGGAAGACUGAGUCCAGAUUCCUGCAGGCCCCAGGCCCCUCCGUGUCUGCCCGGCACCCAGGCUGAGCCCCCCGGGCAGAGCGGGGGCCCCAGCAAACAGCCUCCCGCCAGCCGUGCGGCCCAGAGCCCUGAGCGGAGAACCUGCAGAGGGUCUCCGGGCAGAGCCCCAGAGCAGCACCUCUCCCCAGACCUGCAGGGAACAGACCCCAGGAAGCCGAAUGAAACAUCCAGAGAACCUUCUAAAGGCCGAUCUGCCUGUGUCCACUUCAGCCCCGAUGAAGGCCACGAUGCGAACAGGUGGCCAGGAGUCUCCUGUGCUGAGAAGCCCAGAGGUGAGACCGUGGGCGAGCAGCACUGUGACAGGGGGAAAGGCUCCAGGAGGCAGCCCCCCUGGGCCAGGGCUGCUGGGCCUGAGGAGAAGGGAGAGGACGCCAUCGGGGCAGCUGCCAGCCUUCCCCAGCAGGAUGGCCCCCGGAAGCCCUGCAGGCGGCAUGACGCAGCCCCCAAGGUCAAGUGUGGCUCCCAGAAAAGGCGCAUUCAGGAGCUCCGAGGAGGAAGGUGCUCCCCAGCUGGUUCUAGCCGGCCUGGCAGUGCCAAGGGGGAGGUGGCCCAUGCCAGGCAGAGUCCUCUCCACCAUCGGACACCAAGACACAAAGGGACACAGGACAAGCUCGAAGGAGAGAGCUACUCAGACCUGCCCCGGAGGACAGAGGCGUUGAGGCCAGGAGUCAGGAAGGCGGGGCCACCCACCCCAUCUGAGGACGCUCAGAUGCCUAAGGAGACACAUCCCACCCCCGGGCCCCUCUCCGGGGAGAGUGUGAACAUCGACCUUCUUCCUGUGGAGCUGCGGCUGCAGAUCAUCCAGAGAGAACGAAGCAGGAAAGAGCUGUUUCGCAGAAAGAACAAGGCGGCAGCCGUCAUCCAGCGGGCCUGGAGGAGCUACCAGCUCAGGAAGCACCUGUCCCACCUUCUGCAUAUGAAGCAGCGUGGAGCCAGAGAUAUGGACAGAUGGAACCGAGAAUGCAUGGCAUUGCUCCUCCAGGUUUGGAGAAAGGAACUGGAAAUAAAACCCUCAAAAGCCACUGCAGUAAGCAGGACCACCAAGAAUCCACCCAAGAGCAGCUCAGGCACCAAGUCCACCAGGCACUCGGUGCUCAAGCAAAUCUACGGUUGCUCUCAAGAAGGGAAAGUACAUCAUCCCACAAGAUCUUCAAAAGCCCAUUCUGUGCUGCGUCUCAACUCAGUGAGCAAUUUACAGUGUAUACACCUUCUUGAGAACAGUGGAAGAUCAAAGAGCUUUUCUUAUAACCUGCAAUCAGCCACUCAAUCAAAAUACAAAACAAAGCCUCGACUGCCUCUGGAGGAAGACUGUGCCCGGGGUAACUGCAAUAAGCUAGUGUAGAGUUCUAUCUGUUGACUUUGUUUGGAUGUUAUCUAAACCUGCGCUGAGAAGACCAGGGUCCACUGUGCCCAAUCAGAACUGUCUAGCUGUCUGCCUUCACCUGUCAGUGUGGCCACAAAGGAGGAUGUAUGACUCUGUCAAGUCUAAGGAAAACUAAGAACAUGCAGGCUGCUGGGGUGGGACUUCUGCCAGCCAGCUGGUGCAGGCCUGGUUCUCUGACUUCAGUGAAGAAACUAAAUGAGACGGCAAGGAGCCUGUCCUGCAGCAACCACCUUCAUUUCACCAUUUUUCCGGAAUCUAAUGCAACCAAUUUCAUUACAGAAACUACAUCCUAUUAUUCCAUUAUCAGUUUUAAAUUUUAGACCGGAAUCAUGACCCAGCAUUUGCUUUUAGAAAUUACCUGUAAGAUUACAAUAGGUGCUCUGUUCACCUCUGCUGAUUCCUUACGUAUUUUACAGUCAUGUUAGCCUCUGAAGGCCACAGGCUGCUGCCACGCCCUCUGUAAACAGAGAUGCUGGUAUCACCGACACCAAGGAAAUGGGCAGGUGUACAGACAGGCAUUUAUGCACCAGGUACCAAGGCCUUACCAUUCCACUUGUAUUUUCUGCGCGACUUGCAGAGAUAAGCAAUCAUCAAAAUGUCAUUCCUAUUGAUGGGAAACCGCUAACUACAUAUAUUCUAGCUCUCUAAGCACACCUGGUUUAAACAAAAUCUAGUGAUUUGGGGCUUUUUCACAUUUUUUAUGGCAAAGCUAAUGUAGGAAUGGAGACAGACACAAAGAGUGACAUAGGAGGCUCACAAAUACUUCUAGAACUUCUUCCAUUUUCUUAAGAUUACCGUCACCAUUGUCCUGACAGUAAGAAAUAGGAAGCAACAAAGUAUUAAUGUAAUCCCCUUGAUUUUUUUUAAUAGUUUGCUAAUUAAAUUAUUUCAUGACUAGAAAAAUCUAUCAUAGAAAACACAAUACAGCUGGUAAUUUUUGGAGAACUGUAAUGGAUUAGAAAAUCACUUUUAAAAGUAGUUAUCUCAGACCAACCACCAUUUAGGUACAGGAAAACCAAAACAACUAUCUUGAAAUCUUGCCCUCCUGCACUAAGUGCUACAAAACCUCUGCAAAUAACACCAUAGUGAGAAGCUCAAUCUCGUCAUAAGUAAGAGUAACCACCCUCAAACAAAACGAUGAGGUUUGCCUGGAUGGGAUUUCAAAGAUUUAGCUAAUUUUUUGGUAAAUAGUAGAUAGUACCAUGUUAUCACUCUUAGUACCAUGUUAUCACUCUGUAUUUUGUAAAUAUUUGAUUCCUAUGAAAUGUAAAUAUACUGCCACAUAUCAUGUGCUACUCCAGGAAGUCAGCCUGCAUUGUUUUCCUACCUUAGUGCAAAAGAAUGUUCGUAACAACUUCUUUAAAAGUUCAGCUUUAAUGACAAACAUUUCUUACAUCAGUCUCUUCAAAAUUAGAUAUGAAUAAACAAUUUUAAACAGGAA